This is a messenger RNA of Entamoeba nuttalli P19, 1497 nucleotides long. RefSeq names its product calponin homology (ch) domain containing protein. NCBI's taxonomy places the organism in Eukaryota, Evosea, Mastigamoebida, Endamoebidae. Gene Ontology annotation, molecular function: protein binding. The coding region runs from base 1 to 1497 and encodes 498 amino acids. The transcript has a single exon. The record is from RefSeq and is a predicted model, not a curated record.
AUGUCUAACCAAAAUGAACAACAAUGGGAAAGAGUUCAAGAACAGGUAUUUAGAAAUUGGAUUAAUUCAUUAGUAAGUCAAAAGGGAAUAGGAGUAGUAAAUAAUAUUAAAACAGGAUUAACACCUACUUGUUUUAAGGAAUUUGCAGAGAUAUUAGUUGGAAAAAGUAUUGGGAAGAAAUUAAAUAAUGGGAAUGGAAGAAUCUAUGAUAUUAAUAACUAUUCAGAAAUUUUAGGCUUUUUAAAAGAAAAUAAUAUUGAUGUUGCAGGAUGUUCAGCAGAAAAUAUGGCAGAUAGUGAAAGUGGAUAUAAAUUUAUUCUUGGAAUGAUGUUUUCAUUAUAUAGAAAGUAUUGUAUUUGUAGAAGUGUUUCAGAUGAAAGUAAUACAUUCAAAACAGGAAAUAAAAUAGAUAAUAUGAUUUGGAAUUGGGUUAAUGAAAAAGUUCAAGGGUAUGGACUUCAUGUUGAUAAUCCAUCAACAUCAUUUGGAGAUGGAAGAAUCAUACUUGCUCUUGUUGAUAGUUUUAUGGGAAAUCAAAUUUAUCAAAGUUAUCAAAAUUGUAGUAAUGAAGAAAGAGUUAAAAAAGGUAUUGAAAUGGCACAUGAAAAUAUGGGAAUUGAAGAAUUAUUUAGUGUAGAUGAAAUAGUAAAAUGUCAAACAGAUGAACGAGCAAUGAUGUUAUAUAUCUCAUUAUUUUCACAAGUCUUUAAAACAAAAGAAAUGAUGGAUAAGCAAAACAUGAGUUAUGUUUCAAGAGAACGAGAGACAGAAGAAGUUAUGAAAAGACAACAACAAGAAAUAGAAGAAAAAGAGAAACUUCUUAAACAACAAGAACAAGCAUUUGAAGAAGAGAAAAGAGCUAUGAAUUGUAAUCUCCAAGAGCAGAUGGAACAACAGAAAAUUGAACAUCAAAAGGAAUUAGAAAGAAUGAGACAAGAGCAAGAAAAUAUGAGAUUAGAACAAGAAAAAUUAAGACAAGCACAACUAAAAGAAUUGGAAGAACAAAAACAACAAAUGAUGAAAGAACAACAACAAAUGAAAGAACAACAAGAACAAGAGAAAUUAAGAAUGCAACAAGAAUUAGAACACAACCAAAAAAUGAUGGAGGAACAAAAACGAAGAAUGAUGGAAGAACAAGAAAGAAUCAAACAAGAAAGUCAAUGUCCACCAAUGCAAGGAUUUCCACAACAACAACCAAUGCAAGAAUAUCCACAACAACCACCUAUGCAAGGAUUUCCACAACAACCGCCAAUUCAAGGCUAUCCACAAGAAAAUCAAUAUCCACCAAUACACGAAAAUCCACCACAAGCACCAAUUGGACAAGGAAAUGUUUGUUAUGUAGAAUUUGGAGGACCUGUUCCACCACAAGCACCUAUGGGAAUAGGAAACAAUGGAUAUAUGGGAUUUGGAGCAGCUGACCCAAUGGGAGGAAAUAUUUAUCCACCUGGACAUCCAUUAUAUGGAGUUAAUACAACAACAAGUUAUCCAUAUUACUAA